This is a messenger RNA of Erinaceus europaeus (western European hedgehog), 936 nucleotides long. RefSeq names its product olfactory receptor 2T27-like. Gene Ontology annotation, cellular component: membrane. Gene Ontology annotation, molecular function: G protein-coupled receptor activity; olfactory receptor activity. The record is from RefSeq and is a predicted model, not a curated record. Gene Ontology annotation, biological process: G protein-coupled receptor signaling pathway. The transcript has a single exon. The coding region runs from base 1 to 936 and encodes 311 amino acids. NCBI's taxonomy places the organism in Eukaryota, Metazoa, Chordata, Mammalia, Eulipotyphla, Erinaceidae.
AUGGCAUGGCAGAUGAACCAGACAUCAGAGGCUGGUUUCUUACUCUUGGACCUGUUUCGUAUCACUCAAGCUCCCUGGACCCUCUUCAUAGUCACAAUGCUGGUGUUCCUUGUGGCCCUGCUGGGCAACACCACAAUAAUCAUCCUCAUCUGGGCAGAUCCUGUUCUCCACAGCCCUAUGUAUUUUCUGAUCAGCCAGCUCUCCCUCAUGGACCUCCUCUACAUCUCCACCUUUGUGCCCAAAAUGGCCCUGGAUUUUCUGACUGAGGAUCACCGCAUCUCUUUCACUGGGUGUGGCUUCCAGCUCUUUCUCUUCAUGACCCUAGUAGCAGCUGAGUGCCUGUUACUGGCUUUCAUGGCUUAUGACCGGUAUAUGGCCAUCUGCCACCCACUGCGCUACGCCAUCUUUAUGCGUCCACUGGUCUGUGUGCGCCUGGUGCUUAUAUCCUGGCUAGGUGCAUUGCUCAAUGCUUUGAUUCAUGUUGUCUAUACUCUAACUCUUCCUUACUGUGCCUCCAGGGAAAUUCACCACUUCUUUUGUGAGAUUCCAGCCUUAUUAAAACUCGUUUGUGCUGAUACUUCUGGGUAUGAAAAUGCUCUUUUUGUCAGUGGUGUGAUAUUCCUCCUCCCUCCUAUCUCAGCCAUCCUGGCCUCCUAUGGGAGCAUACUGUCCACUGUACUGGGCAUAGGAUCAAGCCAGGGACUCAAGAAAGCCUUGGCUACUUGCUCUUCCCACAUGAUUGUGGUGUCUUUAUUUUAUGGUGCUGCUAUCAUCAAAUACCUUCUACCCAAAUCUUACCAUUCCCCAGAACUAGAUGAAGUGGUCUCUGUCCUCUAUACCAUCUUAACGCCCAUGCUCAACCCCUUGAUCUACAGUCUGAGAAACAAAGAUGUCGCUAGAGCCUUCAUGAAAGUUCUCAGAAAACAAGGAAGGUGA